Molecule: messenger RNA, 744 nt
Organism: Closterium sp. NIES-65
Lineage: Eukaryota; Viridiplantae; Streptophyta; Zygnematophyceae; Desmidiales; Closteriaceae
Source: the annotation of a GenBank genome assembly
AUGUGCGGUGUGGUGCGGUGUGGUGUGGUGUGGUUCUCAGGAAAGUCGCUCUCCACUACUUCCUUGAGAGGGUCUCUCACAAUCCCUUCCAUUGUCUCUGCCUCCUCCCCAGUGACUUCCGUUGUCUCACCAUGCCUUCCUUUGUCAAUUCAAAAGCCAUCCCUCCCACCAUCCACCCCUCCCGCCAUCCCUCCCACCAUCCACCCCUCCACCAUCCCUCCCACCAUCCCUCCCCUCCCACCACGCCUCCCACCAUCCCAUAACCCCAGGGACUUCGCCCGAAACAUGUUCCGUGGCACCAUCCCUUCAUUCUUCGCCACCCUCACCAAACUCGACGUGCUUGAGUUCAACGAGAGCGGAACGGUGUGCUCAGGAGCCAGGCAGCCGUGUGUGGUGUGGCAGACCCCCUCCAUCCCUCUCCCCAUCUCACCCUGUCCUUCCCUGCCUCGGUUACUCAGUGAGCUCAACGAGAGCGGAACGGUGUGCUCAGGGGCCGGGCAGCCAGGGCUCAACGAGAGUGGCAUGGUGUGCCCAGGAGCAGGCCAGCCGUGCGUUGUGUACCAGACCCCCUCCUCGCACUUCUGCAUCAACUGCCCCGACUUCUGCUCCUCCUGCUCCAACAGCUCUGCCCCUUCCUCUGGCUCCCCUGCUGCUAGCCCCUCCCCUCCUCCGCCUGCCAAUAGCACUCCUCCUCUUCCCCCACAGAUACAUCUUCCUCCUCCUCCUCGUCCGCCCUGCCUCUAG